Oncorhynchus tshawytscha (Chinook salmon) is the source of this 4550-nucleotide messenger RNA. It is a transcript of the gene nlgn1, whose product is annotated as neuroligin 1. Gene Ontology annotation, molecular function: signaling receptor activity; neurexin family protein binding. Bases 749 to 3289 code for a protein of 846 amino acids. Gene Ontology annotation, biological process: modulation of chemical synaptic transmission; postsynaptic membrane assembly; presynaptic membrane assembly. The transcript is spliced from 7 exons. The record is from RefSeq and is a predicted model, not a curated record. Gene Ontology annotation, cellular component: synapse; cell surface; postsynaptic specialization membrane. Lineage: Eukaryota; Metazoa; Chordata; Actinopteri; Salmoniformes; Salmonidae.
UUAAUAACCAUGUCGGCGGCGUUCUCAUUGAAACGUCAGAGCUGACUUGGUUUCUUCAUCGGACUCUAUUCUGCUUGUUAUUCCGUUCACUGUCAAACACACAGCAACUGGCGCAGGAGCGGGAGUCGACUGUUUUACCUUCAAACUUAGGGAAGGUAUAACGGUUGCACCAAAUGUAGCUGGUUCAAGACAUUCUGAGAAAAAAUGCUAAACUGACUGUUGAUAAGCUUUUUGGGAGUAUUGACGGUAGAAACCGGGUGCAGUUGAAAAACCGUUGCCACUCCCGUUGCUUCAGUCAUCGCAACAGUCAACCAUCAUUAACUGUGUAUUAACUGGGAAAACUCCUUCAAGGAUUGCUCCGAUUCGACGAGCAAAAUAGAGAUUCUCCCAUAACUCAGGAUAUAGACCCACGCCUCGACUGGGGUUGAUUUAUCUGUGGAAGACCUGCUGCAAAUGGCUGCCCUGCCUGCGUCGCCAGGAUGGAAAACAGGACUGUCAAUAGGAUGCGGCCUGACGAAUAGCAGCAAGUGAAGAUGUUGCCUCCGCCAGUGUGAAAUCAGUGGGGAGUACUUGCCAUGCAAAGAGCCUUUGAAAGUUUUGACAGCCGCACGUUUGGGAGGCCUCAUACUUUUCCUUUGAUUGUAACCCUUUCUGUGGGCAGAUCUAAAGUGGAUUUUUGCUGCUAGCGCUGCGGUGUGGUGAGCCCUAGUUGGUGUGUGUGUGUAUCUACUGGUGUGGCAGAGGGAACAUGCCCCUGCAGAGGCAUGGCCGUCUGAGGCUGCACCCUGCCUGGAGGGUCAUGCAGCCCCGGCUGGGCGUAGGCCUGGGUCUUGGCCUGGACCUCACCUUCCUGCUAUGGAUACUGAGCCUAGCACAGCAGGCCCUGGUCACGGCCUCUCAGAAACUGGACGAGACGGACCCCGUGGUCACCACCGUCUACGGCAAACUGAGGGGCGUCAAGAAGGAGCUCAACAACGAGAUCCUGGGACCCGUCAUUCAGUUCCAGGGGGUACCUUAUGCCGCACCCCCCACGGGCGAGAGGCGCUUUCAGCCCCCGGAGCCGCCCAUCUCGUGGCCAGAGGUCCGUAACGCCACGCAGUUUGGCCCGGUCUGCCCUCAGACCAUCGUGGAGGGGCGUCUGCCAGACGUCAUGCUGCCUGUGUGGUUCACUAACAACCUGGAGAUAGUGUCUUCUUAUGUACAGGACCAGAGCGAGGACUGCCUUUUCUUAAACAUAUAUGUUCCCACUGAGGAUGGUCCCCUUACAAAGAAACACAAUGAUGAUUUAGGUGAUAAUGACGGGGCGGAGGAUGAAGACAUCCGUGAAAGCGGUAGCCCCAAGCCAGUGAUGGUAUUUAUCCAUGGGGGAUCCUACAUGGAGGGCACUGGGAAUAUGUUUGACGGCAGCAUCUUGGCAAGUUACGGCAAUGUUAUCGUCAUCACAGUGAACUACCGGCUUGGAGUAUUAGGUUUCUUAAGCACUGGGGACCAAGCUUCCAAGGGAAACUACGGACUCCUUGAUCUGAUCCAAGCUCUGCGCUGGACUAGCGAGAAUAUUGCUUUCUUUGGUGGUGACCCUUUACGAAUAACUGUUUUUGGAUCAGGGGCUGGCGCCUCCUGUGUUAACCUCCUGACCCUGUCCCAUUAUUCUGAAGGUAACCGUUGGAGCAAUUCAACCAAAGGACUUUUCCAGAGAGCUAUAGCACAGAGUGGAACUGCGUUGUCCAGCUGGGCCGUCAGCUUCCAGCCUGCUAAGUACGCUCGCAUGUUGGCCAAGAAAGUGGGCUGCAACCUGAAAGACACGGUGGACCUGGUGGAGUGUCUACAAAAGAAGCACUACAAGGAGCUGGUGGAUCAGGACAUCCAGCCUGCACGGUACCACAUCGCCUUCGGGCCUGUUAUUGACGGUGACGUCAUCCCAGACGACCCUCAGAUCCUCAUGGAGCAGGGCGAGUUCCUCAACUAUGACAUCAUGCUGGGGGUCAACCAGGGCGAGGGCCUGAAGUUUGUGGAGCUUAUCGUAGACAACGAGAAUGGCGUCCAGGCCAAUGAUUUUGACUACGCCGUGUCCAGCUUCGUGGAUGACCUGUACGGUUACCCGGAGGGAAAGGACAUUCUGCGGGAGACCAUAAAAUUCAUGUACACGGACUGGGCUGAUAGACAUAACCCAGAGACCAGAAGGAAGACCCUACUAGCCCUGUUCACUGAUCACCAAUGGGUGGCUCCGGCUGUGGCCACAGCAGACCUCCACUCCAGCUUUGGGUCGCCAACGUACUUCUAUGCCUUCUACCACCACUGCCAAACAGACCAGGUGCCCCCCUGGGCAGACGCUUCCCACGGCGACGAGAUCCCCUAUGUGUUUGGCCUGCCCAUGAUUGGCCCCACAGAGCUGUUCCCCUGUAACUUCUCCAAGAACGACAUCAUGCUCAGUGCUGUGGUGAUGACCUACUGGACUAAUUUUGCCAAAACUGGUGACCCAAACCAGCCAGUCCCCCAGGAUACCAAGUUCAUCCACACCAAGCCUAACCGCUUCGAGGAGGUGGCAUGGACGCGCUACAACCAGAAGGACCAGCUGUACCUCCACAUCGGCCUGAAGCCCCGAGUCAAGGAGCACUACCGAGCCAACAAGGUUAACCUGUGGCUGGAGCUGGUGCCCCACCUCCACAGCCUGAACGAGGUCACCCAGAUCAUCUCCACCACCACCAAGGUCCCCCCACCAGAGGUCACCCCGAGGACACCAAAGAAGAUCCCUGUCAACACCAAGAGGCCUAACCCCACUCCCUUCCCCACCGAGACCCAGGACAGUCAGAACCAGCCCUUUCUGGUGGACCAGAGGGACUACUCCACAGAGCUGAGCGUCACCAUUGCCGUGGGCGCCUCGCUGCUCUUCCUCAACAUCCUGGCCUUUGCGGCGCUCUACUACAAGAAGGACAAGCGGCGGCACGACGUUCACCGGCGCUGCAGCCCCCAGCGCAACACGACCAACGACCUGGCGCACACGCAGGAGGAGGAGAUCAUGUCCCUGCAGAUGAAGCACACGGAUCUGGACCACGAGUGUGACGCCAUGCACCCACACAAGGUGGUUCUGAGAACUGCCUGCCCGCCAGACUACACGCUAGCCAUGCGACGCUCUCCUGACGACAUCCCCCUCAUGACCCCAAACACGAUCACCAUGAUCCCCAACACCAUGCAGGGCCGCCAGUCCUUGCACAACUUCAACACCUUCCCCAGUAGUGGACAGAACAACACCCUGCCUCACCCACACUCACACUCCACCACCAGGGUAUAGCCGGACGGACGGACGCUGACACACACAGCACACGCCAGAGCUCACACCCAGCCUGAAUCAAACGGAUGUGGAAUAACUUCUACUCCUGUGAAUAUAUGAAAGGAAUAUAGGAAUGUUGCUGGGACUGGAGAAAAAUGUCAUUUUAUAUAAAAGAAGAUAUGAUUAAAGUACAAAAAUAUUUCAAAUGAAAAAAUGAAUAACGAGAAGGAUAAUUUUUAUUUCUGGUAUUGCAACAAAACAAGGUCAACUUUUCCAGCUAUAGAUAUCGCCUUCGGAAUUUUAUAUACGAUUGCUUGAUCCUGUUAUCAUGGAAAAGAGAGAAACCUCAGUGGAGCCUCAGAGGAGUAGCAGGGCCGCUUUGUAAAUGAAAGAAAACAUAUUGUUUUCCUGAGGCAUCAAACUGUAGAUUACUCUUUCUGGAGCCAAGAUGAGAUGCCGCUUAACCAAUUUAGGCAUGUGUUACUCUACAAGUAGAGGCAGUGUAAGAUAUGACAAAAACUAUCUAGAGAGAGGGGGAAAACUCUUAAAGAAUAUGCACAAUGUAGACAUUUUUUAAAUGUCUUGGAUUCUUUUCAUCAAUUUAUUUUUGGGGAACAGUUUUAUUGUAUAGAACCUAUUUACAUAUCUAGAUAUGUACACAAAGCACCAAUGCUGUUUAAGUCCUUCUUGGGCGUCAAUACCGCAAAUCUGCCAGCAGAACAAAAAAAGGGGGAUCCACUGGCUUUCUGGCAGAUACAGCUUCAUCACACAAGUGCUGUCUAUACCGAGAGCUGGAGGACAAAGGAUACUGGAUAUUUUUAGCACGACGCGCAUGACAAUUUAUCUGCUUGAUGGCUGUUCUGCUGAUUAAGUCAUAAUUAAGAAUACUUUUCAUCCCCAUUGGAUUGGUUUGAAGGAACACUACUGAUUAGCUUACAAAUCCAUAGGACUUUGGGAAUGGUCACAUGGGUGAAGGUCAUGGGUCAUAAUUGGGGACAGCAGGGGAGGGUUGGCUUAUGGUAACUACAGUACAUACACAAUAGCUUGAAUGAACAUGGGUAUAAGGACUAGUUUUGUACAAUUUGUGUUGGUACAACUUUUUGAUAGUGGUGAAUCACUCGCUGUUUGGGAUCCCAACGGAGGGACCUUUCAUUGUACUCUUUUAGUUUGGAUCAAUGUUCUUUGCUAUUAUACAUAUUGGGUUUCUUAUCACCACUCUUGACUAGUUCAAGACCACUUUAAAUGUAGAAAAGUAAUUACCUGCACUGUUGAUUUUUUUUUU